Messenger RNA from Solanum pennellii, 1347 nucleotides. Its product is annotated as NAC domain-containing protein 2-like. NCBI's taxonomy places the organism in Eukaryota, Viridiplantae, Streptophyta, Magnoliopsida, Solanales, Solanaceae. The record is from RefSeq and is a predicted model, not a curated record. Bases 24 to 740 code for a protein of 238 amino acids. Gene Ontology annotation, molecular function: DNA binding. Gene Ontology annotation, biological process: regulation of DNA-templated transcription. The transcript has 2 exons.
AAAGGGUAGUUUUGAGAAGAAUUAUGAGGAUCGGAAGAAUUAAUGACGAUUCUCCGGAUUUAGAAUUAGGGGUUAGAUUUCUACCGACCGAUGAACAACUUAUUAGCUAUCUAAUAAGAUUUGUUGCUUCUAACAAUUUCAUUUGCAAUGAUAUUCCAUUUGAAAAUAUUUAUGGGAGAAAGAAGCCAUGGGAGUUAAUGGAAGCAGGUAAUAAAUAUUUUUUUACUAAAUUAAAGAAGCGAAAUACGAGGUUUAUUCGGACUUUGGUUGGAGGAGGAAGUUGGAAAGGGCAGGGGAAAGGAAAAUCAAUAGGUGAAAACAAAAUUGGGAUUAAAAAAACUUAUAACUAUGAAGAAAAUAAAAAGGAUAAAGUUAACGAUGUUUCUUGGAUUAUGAAAGAGUAUAGUCUUGACGACAAGGUAAUCAAGCCGUUAAAAAAUAGAGGUAUAAUGAAGCACGAGGAUGUUGUUUUGUGCUUCAUUAGGAGGAAAGAAUCAGGACAUGGAAACGACGAUGAUGAUGAUAAUGAUGAUGAUACACAACCCCAAGGGCCUAAUGAAACUGGAUAUGGUACUGAUCAACUUGCUCAACAGAUGGUUGAUAAUUCUGUGCAGAAUGUUGAAGAGACAACAUCCACAGGUGUUUUAAACAACGACGAGUGCUUAUUCACAGAUGAAUUAGGUGAUUUUGAUAUAUUUAUUGAAGAAAACCAGGAAUGGCUAUCUGAUUUAGUUUCUUAGUAUAAUUCUUGUCAAAAAUAUAUAGGUAGUUUUGAUACAAAUAAGCUCAGUACUGGAACUUUCAGCAAUGUGUAUCCAUCUUUGAUGUUUCUUCAGGGAAUGUGUUGCUGAAGUUGAAAUAUCCCAACUUCUUGAUCCAUCUAGAGGGACUGCAAGUAGUAGUGCUGUGGCUGGCUCAUUUGGAUACAUUCCCCCAGUUGUUCCUUAGCACGAAGAGCAAGUGCAAUAUGUUAUGGUACCUUCUUCCACUCAAUAGGAUGUUAGCAUUCAGUCAUUGCUAUUAGAAGACUAUAAUGAUCCAUCAACAUUCACUAAUGAGAUGAUGAACUUGUAUGCAGUUGAUACUCUAGUCUAUUGUAAGAAAAAAUAUACAUAGUUUUGAUUUAUGUGUAAUGUAUAUAAAUGAGAGAACUAAACUCUCAACUUAUAUUCAAAGGAAAAAGAUUUUGAUGUAUACUAAUUGCUUAUGUUUUGGCUUCUCUUUUUGAUUGAUUUAGUCUUCUUCCCUCUUUGUUUAUACAUGUAAAACAGGCUAAGAGUUUUUACACAACCUGAGGCAAUUACAACAAUAUAUUCAACCACAAGUAGGGUAUAAUACAGAUGGUUG